This is a messenger RNA of Saprolegnia diclina VS20, 1283 nucleotides long. RefSeq lists its product as hypothetical. The record is from RefSeq and is a predicted model, not a curated record. Lineage: Eukaryota; Oomycota; Saprolegniomycetes; Saprolegniales; Saprolegniaceae. The transcript is spliced from 3 exons. Bases 1 to 987 code for a protein of 328 amino acids.
AUGGCGCCAGUCCGCGCCGAGACGACGCCGGUCCAUGUCCUCGUCAACGUCUGUGGCAUGGAGGAGGAAGCGCUCUCUCGCUGCCUCUCCGUUCUCUCCGAGGUCUUCAUGGCACUCUCCUUCCUGCGCCACUCGGCCGUCGUCGCCAGUGUCAACGCCAUCGGCGCCGGCGCGCCGGUCCGUCGCCCUGUGUGCUCCAUGAGCAGCCUCCAGAGCCAGAUCGAUGCUAUCAAGAGUGCGCUUCCGCGCUCUCCUCUCUCACAUCAGGAAGGGCGAUGCUCGUGCGCGCAGGACUUUGGCCGCGUCGCUGAGCUUCUCUUGCAAGCCGACAGUCUCGUCCUCAUCUUGACAUCACCGACGCAUCUGCCGGAGACACAACGCCUCGUGAGCUUAUGGAAGGCGUCAUCUUGCCGCAUGGAGAUGAUUUUGCUUCGACGCGACGACGAGGACAUUGGCGCUACGGUGAAUGCGAUCAUGGAGCUCGUCGAGAGUAUCGCAGCCUUUCCACACGUCUCGAUCGUACAAGCCGAAGACAGCCUGCUUGAUCUGCGCCGCACGAUGAAACCUUGGCUGCGACGCUUGCAGUCGUAUGUACCGUGCACGAUCGGCUUCAAAGAGAAGCCCAUGCGCCUCCACCUCAUCCUUCGAAGCGCCAUGUGCUUCUACCGCGACGAGUCGCGCGCGUCCAUGCAUGCGGGUCUUGGGGCCAUGACGGGCCUGCACUACGUACCACUUUCGUCCAUCGACGGCAGCGUCGUCUUGGGCUACCCCCUCCACGCCGAUGUGGAGCCAGCGCCGUCCGAGAACGCAGACUUGUGCAUGGGGCUGCAGCACCUCUUGCAGACGAAGAGCGCAGCGCUGAUCUUGCGAUGCACCAACAACGAGGUCGAUACAUACCUCGAGGAGCGACACUCAUGCCCUUGUAGCAGCAGGCCGAGUACUUUGCAAUGGUGUCCUCGACAUAUGCCGCCUCGAGCAAUGCUGUAGGCUUCGUCCUCUACCGCGUUGCUUCCAUCGACCAGUUGACGUUUGCGAGCAUGCCGGAGAGCUCGGACCCUAACCCCACCCACGCGGAGCGCAUCGGGUCUAUCGCCGCGACGAUGGCAGACGUCGUGCCGACGCAAUCGUUCAACCCGUAUAACUACGCUUCGGGGGCCAGUGUGCGCCCGUUGCACCGCCCCCCGCCACCGCCAACGCCUCGUGUGGGUCGGCGCUUGCUAUAACUUCUUGUUUGUGCAAUAAUAUUGUGUUCUAUUUAAUACUUUAACAAUUGACCAUGCAGC